Abrus precatorius (Indian licorice) is the source of this 795-nucleotide messenger RNA. Its product is annotated as putative E3 ubiquitin-protein ligase RING1b. The record is from RefSeq and is a predicted model, not a curated record. The transcript is spliced from 4 exons. Bases 1 to 795 code for a protein of 264 amino acids. NCBI's taxonomy places the organism in Eukaryota, Viridiplantae, Streptophyta, Magnoliopsida, Fabales, Fabaceae.
AUGCAAAAAGCCUAUGGUAUGACUCUUUCACGACAAACAGCAGCACAAGGAACGAAACGUCCUGCUGCUGCUGCUGCUGCAUCUUCUACAAGGGGGUCAAGUGAUAAGUGCUUACGUAGAUCAAAUCUAAAGAGAAAAAGAAAUUUGAAAAAUGCAAGUGAAAUCCCAGGACCAAGUUGGAAUGAGGGAAUGAGCUCUUCUCCAAAUGCUGAAGAGAUAGAAAUACCCGAAAGUGACACAAAUGAGGCAGAGAGAAGUGAUGAAGUCAAUGUCCCUCAAACUGAACAUGGGCCAAUUGGAGAUAUCAUUAGCUCAUCCACUACACUUGUCUGGGGAAAAAAUGCCCAAAGGAGUAACACCCGUAAUGCUAAGAAUGUUGCUGCUGCCAGAGCUAAUCGCCUCUCCAAAUUAAUUGAUCAUCUUCAAAGCUCAGAACAAAAUGAUGAUGAGUUGAACAUCUUUAUCAAGCUUGUCUCUUUUGAAGAGAGGAGAGUGCCAAAUUUACCAAGGCCAUACCUUCGCUGCAAGCCUACAUUGUCAAUUGGGCAACUGUGCCAGUAUGUUGCGUGUGAAACCUCACUGCAGACUGAAGAAAUUGAAUUGUACUUAGUAAAAGAACAUCACGCCAACGUUAUAAUUGGUGACGGAAAACUAGAUCCAAACAAAGUUGAGUCUCAAUUUCUGACAAGGGACGAAGAAACUCUGGCUGAACACAAAAUAGAUAAUCUCAGCUGUGGCCAUCUGGUCAUAGGUUAUAAGAGGAAGAUGUGGAACUUAAACAUGAUGUUGCCUUGA